Symbiodinium sp. CCMP2456 is the source of this 3474-nucleotide messenger RNA. The record is from the annotation of a GenBank genome assembly. Lineage: Eukaryota; Dinophyceae; Suessiales; Symbiodiniaceae.
AUGGAGCCAAACUUUCCAUUUGGAUCCGUGUCCAAGAACACGCAGCACGGCUUUGAGGUGUACCAAGAAUAUGGGCUCCUCACUGAACAAGAAUACGGGAAGAUCGCUGGGCAUCUCCCGCAGGAGCUGCAGAACAAGGGGCCGUCGGUUGUCAAGCUCCCGUACAUGUCCCCAUCCGCGAAUAGCAACUAUUACCUGGUGGACCUCUUGGACGUUGAAGCUAACGUCGUUGCUUCAAUUCGGAAGGUGCGGAUCUAUUACAAUGUCUGCGCCGAGCUCCAGGUUGCCAUAUUGGAGCACGGGAAACAAUUGACGAAGCACCAUGCAAGGGCUGUCUACAGCCACGCCGUGGACAAGGAGCAGUCUAAGCGUCCUGCGCCUUUGAAGCCAUCUGCCAACCGUCCGCAGUCCCUCGACGCCUUUGUCGAGAAGUUCCGAGGCUUGGCAGAUGCGGCGGAAGCGGCAGCCGCCGUAGAGCCGGAUCAGGAGGAGGAAGAAGCUGAUGGCAGCGACGAUGGAGAUGAGAAGAAGCAGAAGCAGGGCAAUCCCGACAGAGCCAUGGGUCUGUUCUUCGAUGAUGAUGACAUGCCCAAGCCGAAGAAAAAGGCAAAAGCGCCUGGGAAGGGACCCGCCGCAUCCGCCCCAUCCGCCGCCACACCUGCAUCUACUGCCUCUCCAGCAGGGCCGUCUGUGGUUCCCACGCCCAGCAAGAGUAAGCUCGAAGCUUUGGAGACAAACUCCGCCUCGACAGUGGGAAAGACGAAGGCAUUCCAGAACCUUGACAAGGACAUGACCUUCGUUGCUCAGCGACACCUCCAAAACUGCCCGACAUCGAAAGCCACGUCGCUGGAGCACCUUUUUCCGGUAAAAUUCCUUUUGGAACCAUCCAAGCAGCUGUCCAACAGCCUCAGCGGUGCCAAGCGGAUAUUGGACUCAUUGAAGAGCAAGGGCACUGAGACCGUCGCCACCAACACUCUCCAUCGCAGAAUUGUGGAGUGCGAACAUGCGUCGGCAUUGAGUUCAGGGGUUUCAAGCUUGCCAGUGGCAGAACUUACCCGGCACGUCCAAGGCACCUCCGCCUUGUGGGAGCGCUUCUCCUACAACCUGCAGAUCGAAAUCUGCGCAAAGUAUGCGGAGGAGCAGCUUGAGCUGGCUUGCUUGUGCUUUGCCAAGCCGGAUGUUGGCGCCAAGUGCGACAAGGAAAUGCUUCAGAAGAUCCAGAGGGCUACCAAUGGCUCAGUUCAGGAGUUUAUGAAGGCGUUCUUUGAGAUCUUGAGCUUGAAGGGUGACUCGGCUUCGGCUGAUGAAGUCAAGAAGUUCCGGGGCGACCAUGCCCAGUUCUCGGACACGUUGUCCAUGAUUCAGAGUUCCUUGGAGGAUUCCGUCUAUGGCGCGGAGGCCAGCUUCGAGAAGACUUUGUUCGACUUGGAAGACUUGGAGUCAGCUGGCGAUGAGGCCGGCACCAAGAAGCCCAUGGAGAACCUCGCCCAGGAGAUGGCAAAUGCUUUCUUGAACCUCUUCCUGAACGAGUCGUUCUUGGGCAUUGUGAACGCCGGACACGAGCAUGCGAGCUUCCUCGUGCUGCUAGCUUGCGAAUUCCUGAAGUGUUACAGCGGGCACGAGGAAUUCUUGGAACAUUUGGGCAGCAUGGCAGAAUUGGUUGCCAUCAAGGAGGCAUUCCGCGACCUUGCCCGGUUCUGGCAGGCCGUGCUCCAUUUGUUGGAUGAAGAGUGUACACUGGAGGAUGGUCGCGUACUGAGUGGCUCAGCUCAGGACGUCUUCUUCGUGAGCGAAUACUCCGGAAAAUGCUUCUUCCAUCGCAACAUGAAGGCGAUCUUCAUGAAGGACGGCAGCUUUUGGCACACACAAGUUCGCGACGUAGUGAAGACGGCUGGAAGCAAAGCUCUUUUGUCCCCCAAGCUGCGAAAGCUGAAAGAGCUUGUUGCUGACUCUGCGACGGAAGCCUCAGGCGCCGAACUCAUGGAUAUGAACACCUUGCUGAGUGAAGUGAAGGGUGGAGUUCGGUCCCUGGAGUGGUCAUCCAUUUUGGCCAAGGUCGCUCACAUCGCCAUGACCACAGCAAAACGCAUGAUGCAGUCGUCUGCGGGCCAGACGGCUGGCGACCACUAUGCCGCCUCGACUGUGGAAGCAGUGUCGAGCCUGCUCUUGUCUGCCAGCUCCAUCGCUGGCGUGCCCACUGUCUACGAGGACUUCAAGAAGUGGGCAAGCAGCACCAAGGGUGCUCGACAGGUGGGUGAAUUGGUCCAGGCCAUGAAGUCCGCGACCCGUGUGUCCAUCGACUACGAAGCCGUGCGAAACUUGCAGCCAGAGCAGUCUUGGCGAAUUCAGGGGACAGGAGCAGGCGAGAUCCUAUCAGCGGCGACUAACUUUGUGCAGAAGUCGUUGCUGCACAUGAUGGACAAGAUCCUCAGCCCGGACUUCAAGGGUGCGGCUGACGUGAAGGCGGCCAUGGUGACCACCGUCCAGUUGGCCAAGGGCGUGUUUCAGAACGGCACGGCUCCUCCCCAGGAAGGCGAAGAUGGGUCAGGCCUUGAUGUCUUCGGGGUCGUGAACGGGUACAUUUUGGUCCUGGUUCAGUUCUUGCAAACUGGGAUAGUUUACAUGGCGCAGAGGAAGAAGCUGCAAGGAAGUGACUCAGCGGAGGCCGAGCCUGGGGUGUGCGAAGCCACGGAACGUGCUACCCUAAUCUUGAAGAAUGCCAGAGACAAGUGCUUGGCCGCCGUGCGGGCGGGCCAGGACUACUUGAAUCAGAAGAUUCACCCAUCCGAGGAUGCGCUCUUCGCUGUGAUUCGGGAUGCAUCGCCAGAAGUGUUGCAGGAGCUCCUCGACAUCGACCUUGUGCAGCAGUUCCCUUUGACAAAAGACGACGUGUAUGAGGAUGCGGUGUCGAAGUUGUUUGUCGCCCACUCCAGGGCGAUUGCUCAAGCAGCAGGCCAGGUCACCCAGCUUUUUCAAGGCUUCGAGGAGGGUGGCCUCCAUUCCUGGAAGAAGGACUUGCCAACAACGGCGCCCGAGGUGAACACGGUGACCUUCGCGGAGCUGUUGAAAGCGGCUCAGGAUUCCGUGGAGAAGGUUGAUGGCAAGCGACUGCGACAGAGCACUGAGGCCUACUAUGAGGUCCUCAAGGCGGCCACGGCGAUCUUGGAGAAAUUUGAGAGCAGCCAAGACAGCUCAACGAUGGCAUCGGCCCGUGACGUCUUGAAGAAUGCCAUGGACGAUCACUUGCCAGACAUGCGCAAGGGGAGAGUGCUGGUCAUCGAGAUGAUGUUGGUGCGGCAGCUUUCCAAGGUGAAGGGCAAGGACAUUUCGAUCGACAGCAAGGACCCCUGCGUCGUGGACAUGGAGGGAUUGCUGACCAAGCAAACCAUUUUCCUUUCCAGCAAUCUGCUGGGAAUGACGUCCAAUGAUAUUCACCCAGCGUUGUGGCAAGCGGUACAGAAGUUUGCCAAGUGA